This is a messenger RNA of Silurus meridionalis, 3447 nucleotides long. It is a transcript of the gene unk, whose product is annotated as unk zinc finger. Gene Ontology annotation, molecular function: metal ion binding; mRNA CDS binding. The transcript is spliced from 15 exons. The record is from RefSeq and is a predicted model, not a curated record. Gene Ontology annotation, biological process: cell morphogenesis involved in neuron differentiation. NCBI's taxonomy places the organism in Eukaryota, Metazoa, Chordata, Actinopteri, Siluriformes, Siluridae. Bases 101 to 2410 code for a protein of 769 amino acids.
UCGGCGCAUGCGCAGUUCGAAAAAGAAAGCAGGCUUGGGAGCUCGUAAUAAUUUUUAGCUUAAAUAGUUGGAUGGCGGUGAUUUUUAUUGGAAUAUAAAGAUGUCCAAAGCGCAUGGACAGGCCAGUGCACCGGCAGGCAACCAAGGAGCUUCAUCAUCCUCCUCCUCCUCUUCACCGCCUUUGUCUUCUCCCGCCAACGCUCUGCAGGCGCAGACCGAGAAGCCCCAGCACUACACAUAUCUGAAGGAGUUUAGGACAGAGCAGUGUCCUCUGUUCGUACAGCACAAGUGCACUCAGCACCGGCCCUUCACCUGCUUCCAUUGGCACUUCCUGAACCAGAGACGGAGACGGCCUAUCCGCAGGCGGGACGGCUCGUUCAACUACAGUCCCGAUGUUUACUGCGCCAAGUACGACGAGGGCACGGGCACCUGCCCCGACGGAGACGAAUGUCCUUACUUACACCGAACAGCCGGAGACACGGAGAGGCGCUAUCACCUGCGCUACUAUAAGACCGGCUCCUGUAUUCAUGAGACCGAUACGAAAGGCCAUUGCAGUAAAAACGGCCCCCACUGUGCUUUUGCUCACGGCUCUCAUGACUUGCGAUGUCCCGUCUAUGAUGUCAGGGAGGUCCAGACUCUGGAGGUUCAGACAGGGUCGGGGUUGAUGGAGAGCGGAGUGGGGGACGGACAGUCCGGAUUAGUGGCCAGCGCUGCUCUUAUAGAGAAGACUCUGAGCGAGGAGCCCCGAUGGCAGGAUAACAGCUACGUGUUGUCGCACUAUAAGACUGAGCUCUGUAAAAAGCCUCCUCGUCUGUGUCGACAAGGUUACGCCUGCCCCUACUACCACAACAGUAAAGACCGCAGACGCUGCCCUCACAAGCACAAAUACAGGGCCUUGCCGUGUCCUUCAGUGAAGCACAGUGAUGAGUGGGGUGACCCGAGUAAGUGUGAGAGCGGCGAGAGCUGCCAGUACUGUCACACUCGUACAGAGCAGCAGUUCCACCCUGAGAUCUACAAAUCCAGCAAAUGCAAUGAUAUGCAGCAGAGUGGCAGCUGUCCCAGAGGGCCUUUCUGCGCAUUUGCCCACCUCGAGAAAGUGAGUGUGAGUGAUAAUCAUCCUUUCCCAGAGUGCAGCUCCUCACCCUCAGCCUUCAUUUCAGCACUCGCUGACAACGCUGAGCAAAGCCUUUUGGGAAGGAUUUUGUAUGAAGAGACCUCCAUUUUGGAUCCGCUCAAUUCCAUCUGGGCAGGAGAAGGGGGUUAUGGGAAAGCUCCAGGCUUUGAGAGAGAGGAUCAGGCAAAACAGAAGACAUAUGCAAUGGAACACCGCAAUAAAGAAAUCGGGUUACACAGCAAGCCGGAGCUCUCUGUGUUCCUGCCCGUGGGGAGCCCACUAAGUCUGUCAUCCAGCGUGCCCUCCAGCCUGGCGGCGACUCCCCCCAGUCCUGCGCCUUCAUCUAGCAUGAAUGCUAAUGCACUGCCUUUCUACCCCACCAGCGACACAGUGGAGUCUGUAGUAGAGUCAGCACUGGAUGAUCUUGACCUAAAUGCUUUUGGAGUGUCUGCUCUGGAGAAAAGUCUGGAGAGCAGCUCCAUGCCCAGCAUUGGACUCAUGUUAGGAGGAAGUCAGCUUCAGAGUUCAGCUCCUGUUAACAUCCCUGGAUCCCUCAGCAGUCCCUCCCCUUUCAGAUCCGCCUCUCCUUCUCCUCCAAUCCGAGCUCACCCUUCUCCAUUUCUGUCUGCCCAGUUACCACCGCCCAGCCAAUCAGAGAGCAAUUUUUUAGGAUCGUCUCAUAACUCUUUAGGUUUAAAUGGAAUGAGCAGUAGCAUCUGGGAACAUUUUCCCUUGGGCUGUUCUCCCGGGACACCCCCAGCCCUGCUCUCCACUGGAACCAUGUUCUCCGAGGCCUCCCGUCUCAAACAGGAAGUGGAGGAGUCUCAUAGGUUGCUGAAGCACUGGGACCACAGCUGGAGGCAAAUGUCUCAGUCAUGGGCAGUACUGAAGGCAGAUGCUGAAGAGGCUCGGUUGCUGGCGGGCCGGUUGGGGUUAGAGGCGGACAGAGCGCGUCAGGCUGAAGAGGAAGCCCAGGAACAGGUCUCGCUCCUGGAGGAGGCAGUGGAGAGCUUGCGCAGCUCUGAUAACCCACGACUGCAGCUCCACCAGCUCCAGCUGUUGCACAAACUCCCUCUUAGCUCCAUAUGCAGCCUGCAAACUCAGAUAUGCACCUGCUUACGGACGGUAGAACAGGCCGUGUACAGGAAGCAGCGGUUAUAUUGCGUGUCAUGCGAGGAGUUGGGAUCCGUGGCAUUGCCAUGUCAGCACGGCGUGUGUUGCGAACGUUGCACGGCCGCGGCCGAAUGCCCCGUGUGCGCCGAGCAUCAGCAGAGCCUAAAUCCUUCCCAGUCCUAAUUAACAGCCAUAUAAUGCUGAUCCAUUCCUCUAUGCUUAGCACUGAACAUCGCUCCCAUCCUCCUCCUGGAGAUUUAGUUCAAUUUCAGCACAAAUCCAACACUCCUGCAGCCAAUCGCACCAGUAGUAAGCAAGCUUGAUCGUAGCCAGGUGGGAUUGCAAGUUACAAGUUGUACCAGUUAGCAUUGGUUCAGUGUUUUUUAUAUCUCAAACAUUUUCAAUUAUGAUGUAAUCUUGACUGGUUCAUCUGGCUGCUAUUAUUAUUUUUUUUUUAACUUAGCAGGAUCUCCAGGAGAAGGUUUGAAAUGGUCAUGUAAAACCUUUUUACCUCAGCAUUUAGUUCUCUCACACACAAACUCCACUGAUCUUAGGAAGCAAAUACGGGCAAGACCGAACAACCCGAACGCUUACACACAUUCUGCUCCAAUCUCUUAUUUUACCCAUGCCUAACACUACUCCUCAACUCAAAACCCCCCUUAGAGACAUCACCUGGCCUUGUGUUGGAUCCAACGAAUGUUAUGAUUUGUCAUGACAGCAAUCAGGAAUGCUCAGGAAGCACAGCAUUUAAACUGUCACAUAGAAACUACAAAUAGGACUACAGUACCCUCUAACUUUAAUGUGCCUCUUUCAACUCGGAUCAAGUGUAGCUUUAAUAUUGAUUUAAAAGCUCAGAAAAAUAUUUCGGGUUGCAAAGAGUACCUCAAAGCUCCGUUUGCUCACGGUUCACCUGAUAGUACACCGUUUUGGGUGCAACCAUUUUGGAUCGUCUUAAUCUUCAGUUUUAGACAGACAUAUCACAGUAGUAUUACCCAUAAUGCUCUGUGAAUUUAGGCUACGUAUAAGUACCAUUAUGUAUAGAGAGAGAUUCUUUCGACUCAAAAAAUGUAUUGGUCAAAAUGGAUACCAAAGCGCAUAUACACUAUAUAUUUUUCCAAAAGUAUUGGGUCACCUGACGUUUCCUACUAUUUGUGGUUCUUUUCCAAACUGUUACUACAAAUCUGGAGGCACUCAGUUGUACAGGAUGUCUUUUAGAUGAG